Messenger RNA from Oreochromis niloticus (Nile tilapia), 1097 nucleotides. Its product is annotated as sulfotransferase family cytosolic 2B member 1. The transcript has 7 exons. Bases 71 to 949 code for a protein of 292 amino acids. The record is from RefSeq and is a predicted model, not a curated record. NCBI's taxonomy places the organism in Eukaryota, Metazoa, Chordata, Actinopteri, Cichliformes, Cichlidae. Gene Ontology annotation, molecular function: sulfotransferase activity.
GUAACAGGAGAAAGUCUCUAAGGAAGGAUAGGAGCAAAGUACAGAAGACUCACUCAUCCAGAGAACUGUCAUGUCUGCCACUGAGUACAUUAAGUACCAUGGUCUCCUCCUGCCCCCGGAGGCCCACACCACGGAGAGCUUGGAGUACGCCCAAAAUUUCUGUGUGGAAGACACUGAUGUGUUUGCCAUCACUUAUCCGAAGUCAGGUACAAUCUGGAUGCAGGAGAUCCUCCCGCUGGUGCUGAAUGGGGGGGAUCUGACCCCCAUCCAUACCAUUCCUAACUGGGAGAGAGUCCCAUGGCUGGAAGAGAAACAACUGGCACGGGUGGUGGAUAAGCUGGCAUCUCCACGGGCACUGGUCUCACAUUUUCCCUACAGCCUCAUGCCCCCUUCCUUCUGUACCUCCAAAGCAAAGGUGAUCUACGUCAUGAGGAACCCAAAGGACAUCAUGGUGUCUUCGUACUACUUCCACCAGAUGGCCGGCUUCCUUGAGGAUCCAGGAACCUUUGAAGAGUUCAUGGAUAAAUUUCUUGAGGGCAAAGUGAUGUUUGGAAAAUGGACAGACCACGUAAAGAGCUGGCGAAACAGUGAACUAGGAGACAGAAUCAUGUACAUUACCUAUGAAGAAAUGGUUCAGGACCUGCCUGCAUCUCUCAGGCAUAUCUCCGAUUUUCUGGGCUGUAAUCUGACUGAGGAAGUCAUUCAGAAGAUAGCAGAGCAUUGUUCUUUCAAGAGUAUGCAGAACAACAACAUGUCCAACUUCAGUCUAAUCCCCAAGGUGUACAUGGACAGUGACAAGUCUCCUUUUCUAAGAAAAGGUAUUGCUGGAGACUGGAAAAAUCACUUCAGCUCAGAGCAACUGGCCCGAUUCACCUCUGUGAUUUCCAAAGAGCUGGAAGGGGAAGAAUUGGGUGUGUGUGGAUCUGAGAAAGUAGAUGAUGUGCUCUAGGACACCCACCUCGCUGCCGCCUUGUACCCGCUGGUCCUGCCCUGGGCUGCCCACAGGAUGCUAUCCUGCUUUGAUGACACACACACAGCAUACAGUACACAAGAUAACCAAUAGUCCCUUAGAAGAUCCUGUAAUCUUAAUAAAGUUU